Messenger RNA from Closterium sp. Naga37s-1, 3261 nucleotides. NCBI's taxonomy places the organism in Eukaryota, Viridiplantae, Streptophyta, Zygnematophyceae, Desmidiales, Closteriaceae. The record is from the annotation of a GenBank genome assembly.
AUGGAGCGUAUCGCCCCGGUGAGUUAUGCGUGCUCUUGGGUACAGUGCGCGCCGAUCCUUUGCUCCCUCCCAGUGUGCGGCGCGAGCUUCCGACAGAGCUUCGCAUCGGAUGAUGUUGACCAGAUCGAUCGAUCACUGCGGACGGCGCUGGAGGGCCUCCCACGUGACAUCCUCUCUCUCUUCCCCCCCUGGCACUCUUGUGUCUCUGCUGCCCCUGAUUCUCUUUUCACAGGACAGCAGCGGGGCCAGCAGGGGCAGGAGGGGCUGGCUAGUGGGGGAGAGGAGAGUGGACAGCAGCAGCAGCAGCAGCAGCAGCAGCAGCCGCAGCGGCAGCAGCAGCAGCGUCAGCGGCAACAGCAGCAGCAGCGGCAGCAGCAGCAGCAGCAGCAGCAGCAGCAGCAGGGCCAGCAGGGGCAGCGGCAGCAGGUUUGUAGGGGAGAGGAGAGAGGGCAACAGCGGCAGCACCAGGGAGGUCAGCAGGGUCAACAAGGGCGGCAGCAGGAGGGUCAGCAUGGGCAGCGGCGUGAGGGUCAGCAGGGGCAGGCUGGCUGGGAGGAGGAGAGGAGACAGCAACAACAACGACGACAGCAGGAGGGCCAGCAGGGGCAGGAGGGGCAGGCCAGUAUGGGAGAGGAGAGAGGACAGCAAGAGCAGCAGCAAGAGGGUCAGCAGGGGCAGCAGCAGAAAGGUCAACAGGGGCGACAACAGGAGGGUCAGUGGGGCCAGGCUACUAGGGGAGAGGAGAGGGGACAGCAGCGGCAGCAGCAGCAGCUGCAGCAGCAGCAGCUGCAGCAGCAGCAGCAGCAGCAACAGCAACAGCAUGGCCAGCAAUGGCAGGAGGGGCAGGUUGGUGGGGGAGAGGAGAGAGGACAGCACAGCCAGCAACAGGAGGUUCAGCAGGGGCAGGAGAGGCCGGCGAGUGGGGUAGAGGAGAGGGGACAGCAGGGGCAGCAGCGGGAUGGCCAGCAAGGGCAGGUCGGGCUCUGGGUCCAGGGGGCGACCCAGCCCUUGGGUGCGGGCUGGUUCGGGGAGAGAGGGAGAGAGGAGGUGGCGGGGGACACGACUGCGGGAGCGCGGGGGUUAAGAGGGGAGGGUAUGGAGGGGGGGGAUAGGGCGAGGGUGCUGGGGGGUUUGGGGUUGGGGAGAGGGGAUGGGAGGAGGCAGGUGGGUGGGGGAGAGCGUAGAGAGGCAGAGACAACAAGGGAGGAGGCACAGAGGGACCAGGCACAGCAGCAGCCAGUACAGCAGCAAAGGCAGGCUGGACGCACAGGCCGCAUAGGGGCACCAGCCCGCAUUCCAGACCUGACUUGCCGCGAUAUAGAAAAAACUUUGAUGGUGUUGGUAGACGUCUCCAUUGCAGAUCCACAGCAACAGGGGAAUACCGGGCUUAGACGAGUGGCCCCAGUGCAGAUAGGUAUUGCAGCAGCCAGACGACAAUGGGACAGCGCCUAUGGGCUGCAGGCGGAGAAUACAUUCCCCCCCUCCGCCAUCUCGCUUCCCCCGGACGUCCCCCCCGCGCCCCACCUGGAGGACUGUGAGGCGCGCACAGCCUUCCGCCUGUCCACGGAGAAAUGGGGGGAGCGGGGGGAGCCGCUCUACUGGGCUGUACCCAACCCUGCAUGCGGCAACGUGCCCCAACCCCCCUGGAUCCGAGGCUCCGAUGCUGCCAACCUGGCAGCCACCCGGCAAGCACAAGCUGACAUAUGGCGACAGCAGUUCCCGCCCAGGCAGUGCAAGGGGCGGCGGGUGAUGGUGGUGGAGUGGCUGAGCAUGGGGUGGCACGGGAUAGGGUCGCAGCUGCACGUGAUGGGCGCUGUGCUGAGUGCCGCCUUGCUGCACAACAGGACUCUCGUGCUCGUGCCCGGCACUCUGCCCCAAGCAAACCAUGAGGAAUGCGAGAAGCUGGGCCGCCGCGGGUCGCUCGACUGCUACUUCUUUCGGUUUUCAUCCCAGGAGUGUGAGGCGAUCGCUCUCAAGGCACGUCAGGCCUGGCAGGCUGCUGAGGAGAGGAAGCAGCAGGCUGCUGCCGAGGAGAAGGAGAGGGAAGAAAGGGAGAGGGGAGAAAAAGAGAGGGAAGAGAAUGGCAAGGGAGAGGAGCAAGCACCAGGAGGAGGAGGAGGCAGUGGUAAAGGAGGAGCGAGAGAUUCAAAGGAGGAAGGAGGGGAGAAAGUGUCUCAUGCUGAUAAUACAACUGAUGGUGCUGAUGGGACUGGUGAUAAUAGCGAGGAGUCCAAAAGAGACGUGACAAACGAGGAUGUGAUUGUAGCGCAGCCGUGUGACGGUGUGGGGUGUCUGGGCUCGGAUGCUCUAGUGAUCUUCCCAGCAACGCCGGGGUUUGGAGUGGAUGGAGGGUCGAACUUCAUCUCCCAGCUAAACGCAUCCGCUGCAGACCUCUGGGGCAAGGCGUAUCUGAAGAGUCCACUCCCCAACGAGGUGAUGGGGCGUAUGGGCGAGCACACCAAGUUCCUAAAAAAGGCGCACUGGUGGAGGGCCCAAGCAACGCGCUUCAUGCUGCGGUGGCCGUCGGCCUACCUGUGCCACAUCAUCAACCGCAUCCCCUCCUUCUUUCCCUUCCCUCGCCCUGCUCGUUCUGUUUCCGCUCCCCGUUCAACCGAAGGCGCACUGGUGGAGGGCGCAGGCGACGCGCUUCAUGCUGCGGUGGCCGUCGGCCUGCCUGUCUCUCUGCCCAACCUCUCUCACUUCUCUCUCCCUUCCCCCUCCUGCCUCCCUCCUCCCUCCUCCUCCCACCAGGCGCACUGGUGGCGAGCCCAAGCAACGCGCUUCAUGCUGCGGUGGCCGUCGGCCUACCUGUGCCACAUCAUCAACCGCGAGCGCCACCACGUGUACGGCAUGCACGUGGCACGCCAGGUCGUGGCGUCCCGCAUGGACCAAACAAGCCUGCUGGCAGAGUCCUGGGGAAGCAGCAAGGUCACUAAAGAGCGACAGGAGCUUGGGGGAAGUGACGAAGCGUCUGAGGAGAUGGGAGGAGCUUGGGUUGAAGGGAGGGACGGCACCACUUCUUAUGAAGAGCGGCAUGGUCUCAAGAGCAGAGAUAAGUCCCCUGCGUUGCCUCAAAAAUCUUCGGAACAUUUUGACGGAUCGGGAACGAAGGAAGAAGGAGGUUGGAAGGAGGAGGAGGAGGAGGAGGAGGAGGAGGAGGAGGAGGAGGAGGAGGAGGAGGAGGAGGAGGAGGAGGAGGAGGAGGAGGAGGAGGAGGAGGAGGAGGAGGAGGAGGAGGAGGAUGAGGGAGAGUGGGGUUGA